CUCCUCGACUCAGAUCUUGCGACUUGUUGUUCAAUCCAUAAGCCACAAGGCCGGCAAAUAAGCCGUUCAAAUUGUGAGUGAUGACUGAAUCUUUUGUCUAGCGACAUACUGCCAAAAGUACCAGUCGACCUGUCCGUCGAUGACUCUAAUCUGCGUCUCUUCUAGAUUGUCUAAUUUAUUUCAUCUGCUGAACGCGGGGCCUGGCCGUAUUGUGUAGCCUAGCAAUGACUGUAUGCACAGAUUGUGGUGGAACUGUGAUCGAGUAUGACGCUGCGGCGGGAAAUGGAUUUUGUGUACAAUGUGGAACAGUCGUGGAGGAGAACACCAUCGUCAGCGAGGUGACGUUCGGUGAGACGAGUAACGGUGCAGCGAUGGUACAAGGCAGCUAUGUCGCCCAAGGAGCUACACGCGCACGAAUGGGAGGGCCAUUUGGCAACAGGGGAAGCAGUGAAAGUAGAGAGCAAACCAUCGCCAACGCGAGCCGGAAAAUUCAACAGGUAGCCAAUGCGCUGCGCUUGUCAGAGGUCGUCGCGCUUGCAGCGACACGGCUUUACACACUAGCCGUGGAACAUAAGUUCACCAAGGGACGCAAGAGCCUGAACGUCGUCGCCGUCUGUCUCUAUGUUGCCUGCAGGCAGAAGGAGACGCGGAAUUACAUGCUCAUCGACUUCUCCGACCUGCUACAGGUCAACGUCUUCGAACUGGGCCAUACAUAUCUACAGCUGGUACAGACGCUUAACCUCCGCCUUCCCCUCGUCGAUCCUUCUCACUACAUCUCCCGCUUUGCUGCGCUGCUCGAGUUCGGUGACGAAACACACCAAGUCGCUAUGGAUGCCGUGCGCCUCGUGCAGCGCUUCGACCGAGACUGGAUGACACGCGGACGGCGCCCGGCGGGCAUCUGCGGAGCAUGUCUCCUGCUCGCUGCGCGUAUGAACAACUUCAGGCGCAGCGUCGCGGAAAUCGUGCAGGUCGUCAAGAUCGCGGAUACGACGCUGAAGAAGCGCUUAGAGGAGUUCCGCAAGACGCCGAGUGGCGCACUGACGUUGCAGGACUUUCGGAGUGUUUGGCUCGAAGAGGAGAUGGACCCGCCUGCGUUCACGAAGGGGAAGGAGAAGGAGGAGAAGGAGAGAGAAGAGCGGGAGGGCGGAGAUACCCAGACGGAGGAGAAGGUGAAGAGAAAAGGCAAGGGGAAGGGGAAGAAGAAAAAGAAGAGGAAGCGCGGUGAAGAUACGGACGAAGAGGACGUCGAGAACGAACCUCAGCCGGCGGAGUUCGCACCCCUACCCUUCCACCAGUUCGAUCCCAGUCUCCUGCAGCAGGGCAUCUUCGGAGACCCUACACAACUGCAUUUCACUGAUGGCCCUCCACCGUCGUACGUUGAUCCUUCGCAGGCACAAUUCCCUGGACCGCACUUCGUUCCCUUCUCUCAUCCUUCGCACCCGGCCAAUGCACCUAUCCCUGGCCCUUCCCAGCAACCGCCGCAACCCCCCCUGUUCCUCCCAGAAGAUGUGGAGGGCCCGGACUCCAACAUAGAUCCGGCUUUACUCGAGACUCAGGCUCCCUCUGGAUCAGCAGGCACCGUAUCACCAUCGGAUUUGCCACUAACGGAUGUACCACCAACGGACGUGCCACCAACGGACUUGCCGCCAACUGACUCGCCACCGUUGGACUUGCCGUCGUCGGAUUUAGCAUCAUCGGAGCUUCCCUCAGACAAAUCGAUCGCUGAACCCCCUUCACCGUCACCACUGGAGGAGACAGUUGAUGCGGCAGUCGCAGAAGAAGUCGCCGACUUCCUUAAGAAUGCACAAGGGACCGUCCUCAACUCCGCUCUCGACGAGGCAGAACAGCGGAGGCAAGCUGAGUUCACCGGAGACGACGAGCUACUCGGACUGGACGAGGAUGAGUUGGAUCGGUUCAUUCUCACCGAGGAAGAGGUCAGGGUCAAAGAGCGAGUCUGGGUGGAGAUGAACAAGGAUUAUUUGGAGGCGAUUGCAGCAAAACAAGAGCAGCAAGGUAGUGACGAGGCCAAGGAGAAGAAAAGUCGCAAGAAACGCAAGACGAACAAGCCCCACGAUUCGUCGACGCCUCACGGGAGCACCGCGGCAGAGUCUGUGCGGAAUCUCAUCAAGAAGAAUCCGCGCUACAGUAAGCGGAUCAACUACGACGCGCUGAAGGACCUCUUCACGGACGGCGGCGCCGUUCCCAAGUUGCCUGCGACGCCGGGGCCGGACGACAAAGACGAUCCGCUAUAUGUGAUGGACGACAAGAGCGACGGGGAGGGCAUGCUCAUUGUGGAAGAGGCUGGUGGCGGUGGCGUCGGCAUGCCUCCGACACGGUCGCGCUCGACCAGUAGUGGUCCGCGACAAGCGAAGAGUAUUGUUGGCGCGGAACCCGAGGAAGAUGAAGACGCCGUUGGCGAGGAAGACGUUGAGGAAGAAGCAAGUGAGAAAGGAGAUGAGUACAACGACAAUGACUGGGAUGUAUACGAGCAGGAGGUUUGAUGACUCAAAUAACUGGC
This is a messenger RNA of Fomitopsis serialis, 2518 nucleotides long. RefSeq lists its product as uncharacterized. Gene Ontology annotation, biological process: transcription by RNA polymerase III; transcription preinitiation complex assembly; DNA-templated transcription initiation. Bases 225 to 2501 code for a protein of 758 amino acids. The record is from RefSeq and is a predicted model, not a curated record. Gene Ontology annotation, molecular function: RNA polymerase III general transcription initiation factor activity; TBP-class protein binding; RNA polymerase III type 3 promoter sequence-specific DNA binding. Gene Ontology annotation, cellular component: transcription preinitiation complex; nucleus; transcription factor TFIIIB complex. Lineage: Eukaryota; Fungi; Basidiomycota; Agaricomycetes; Polyporales; Fomitopsidaceae. The transcript has 8 exons.